Leptosia nina is the source of this 378-nucleotide messenger RNA. The record is from the annotation of a GenBank genome assembly. NCBI's taxonomy places the organism in Eukaryota, Metazoa, Arthropoda, Insecta, Lepidoptera, Pieridae.
AUGGGCGCUAAAGCCAGUACCGCAAAUGGGGGCCAGAGUCCGCGGCCGAGGACAUUCUCGACCAGUUCUGGGUCGGAUGUAGUGUCGGGCAGCGCAGGCUUCAGUUUGUUGAGGGCUAUUCCCGGUAUACAAGUGUCUAGUGACAGGCAGCGCGCUAGGUCGCUGUCGUCGGUGCCGGAUCUCCACACAUCACAUGAAGCGAUUGCUAUACCUCCUAACUCUCAAAGUUACGAGGCUUCCGCAGCAGCCAGCCCCGACACGGAUUCCAGCUCAAACGAAGAGGCAGGUCCAGUCGCUGGUACUUCUUUGUCCCUUGGACGAGUUUACGCAGCGCACUCACUACCUUCGCAUAUUUGGUCUCUCAAUGGUGAGUUAUAA